Molecule: messenger RNA, 1843 nt
Organism: Cynara cardunculus var. scolymus (artichoke)
Lineage: Eukaryota; Viridiplantae; Streptophyta; Magnoliopsida; Asterales; Asteraceae
Product: adenine/guanine permease AZG2
Exons: 1
Coding region: 1-1665 (554 amino acids)
Biological process (GO): transmembrane transport
Cellular component (GO): plasma membrane
Molecular function (GO): purine nucleobase transmembrane transporter activity
Source: RefSeq, a predicted model, not a curated record
AUGGAAGGAGGAGAGUUGUAUUCAAGAUUCAAAAAUGGCGUUUCUUCAAAACUUGGGAAUCCAUGGCAGAACCUGCAAAAUAACUUGAAUCAUUCCAUUUCCAACACCAAAAUCGGCAAAUACUUUAAAUUAGACGCCAGGAAAACCUCUUUCACCAAAGAACUCCGGGCCGCCACCGCCACCUUCCUCACCAUGGCCUAUAUCAUCACCGUCAACGCUACCAUCCUAGCUGAUUCCGGCGGCACUUGCUCCGUUUCCGACUGCACACCACCACCACCACCACCACCAUCCAACCAAUCAGCGGCGGUUGCUUUUGCCGACGAUUGCAAGUUCAAACCCAACGUAGGUUAUGAAAACUGCCUUUCCAAGACUAAAAAUGACCUUAUCGCCGCCACCGUUUGGUCGUCGAUGAUCGGUUCCUUAGCCAUGGGUGGUCUCGCCAACCUGCCGCUGGCACUGGCUCCCGGAAUGGGACCGAACGCUUACUUGGCCUACAACUUAGUCGGGUUUCAUGGGUCGGGUUCCAUUUCGUAUCGGACCGCGAUGGCUAUCGUCUUGGUUGAAGCUUGCAUCUUUCUAACAAUCGCGGCUCUAGGACUCCGAGCCAAGCUAGCACGGCUCAUACCUCGAUCGGUCCGGUUAGCUUGUGCGGCUGGGAUCGGUCUUUUUAUAGCAUUCGUCGGUUUGCAAUCUAACCAGGGUGUUGGAUUGGUAGGGCCCGAUCCCGACACCCUGGUGACGUUAGCCGCAUGCACCGGUAAAAACACAGUGACCGGAGUAUGUACCGGUGGGAUCAUGCAGAGCCCGACGUUUUGGUUGGGUUUUGCCGGGUUCUUGAUCACGUGUUAUGGGUUAAUGAAGGAUGUUAAAGGAAGCAUGAUUUAUGGUAUCGUGUUUGUGACGUUAACGUCUUGGAUUAGGCACACGUCCGUAACGGUUUUUCCCGACACCCCUGACGGUGACACGAAAUACCGUUACUUCAAAAAAGUGGUCGAUUUUCACAAAAUCGAGUCCACUCUGGGCGUAAUCAGCUUCACCGGUUUUAACACCAGUGAAGUCUGGGUUGCCCUAUUUACGUUAUUGUAUGUAGACGUACUGGCGACCACCAGCACGCUAUACACGAUGGCGGAACUUGGAGGCUUUGCGGAUCAAAAAGGCAGUUUCGAAGGAGAGUACAUGGCGUACUUGGUCGAUGCAGGGACCUCGAUUGUGGGGUCCACACUCGGGGUCUCUCCAAUCUCCACGUACGUCGAAUCCUCUGCUGGGAUUCGAGAAGGUGGACGGUCAGGAUUGACCGCCAUCAUUGUUGGUUUCUAUUUCUUUUUGUCGAUAUUUUUUAUUCCACUGUUUAGCAGUGUGCCGCCGUGGGCCAUUGGCCCGUCUUUAGUGAUGGUCGGGGUGAUGAUGAUGAAGGUGAUCAAAGAUAUCGAUUGGAACGACGUUAAAGAAGCUGUGCCUGCAUUCGUCACCAUUUUACUGAUGCCGUUAACAUACUCGAUUUCAAACGGGAUUAUCGGAGGAAUCGGGAUGCACGUUGCCCUUAGCUUGUAUGAUUACGGAGUUUGGUGGUUCAAAUGGUUGAUCAAGAUGAAGAAAAGGGUUUCAAGAGAACAAAAUCAAGUUUCGGCCACCGUUGCAGCCGAUCGAAUCGUCGAGAUCUUGUAAAUAUGUUCGGUAGCGGAUCUCCGAUUCUCGCUCAUCGUCUUUUUGUUGAGUCUAGUUUUAAGUUAUUAAGACAUGUCUUGAAAAACGGCAAAAGAUGCACGGGCUACCACGAGAAAGUUUUUCUUUGGCCGUUCGUGCAUCUUUUGACAAUGUAGUUUAGCCUAUUUCGACGUUUACG